CCUGCAUCCAACAACAGAAGCCGAAGUCACAAGAAGCCAGAAAAGCCAUUAGCGAUACAACGUUUUUUUGACUUAGCUCCACCAUGAGCAAAUACGUCCGGCAAGAGAAAUCUCAGCGAAAGCACCCUAUCAUCUCAAGCUCCACCUCCAUCAUAAAAGCCCCUGUGGUUCCGACAGCUCCAAAGGAGCGUCCAGGAUGGAAGGGACCUGGCUUCACCAAGAAGGCACGGAAACAACCUCCUCCUGCCCCAACCCCGUCAACAUCCACAGUUCUAAAUUUUCAGCACAAUGACCUCCCAAUCGAGCUCCAACAAUUGCUUCUAAACAUAUUCCGGACAGCAUUUCCAAUUUGUCAAGACUACAGCGCGUUGAAACCGACAUUGCGGGAAAUUAAGGAAGCGCUCUUUGAAAGAGACUUUGAGCGAGCAUUGGGACGUCUGGACUGGAUGGAAGCGUACGUCGUGAGAUGGAGUCCGAGUCGGGCGCUGUGUUAUGCGGCUGUUCUUUUGGGGGUGUUUGAAGAGUUCGGGGAAGAACUGUGGGUCCAGAGUAUGUUUCAAGGUCCAGAAAGCGACAUUCAAAGGCCUUCCAAAUCUCCUGGGCCGACUCCACGUCCCUUGAAAGCUGUUUGCUUUGGAGGCGGAGCUGCUGAAAUUAUGGCUUUCGGGGCUAUCCUACGACAUAUCUUGACCACGGAAUCAGCCUCAGGCUCAAACGGUACGAAUUCUCUCUCGAGAUCGGAGUUUCACCGCCCGGUACUACAGCUCCAAGUCGUCAAUUCAGCAAAUUGGACACCCAUAAUAAACUCGUUACGGUCCGGACUCACGACACCACCUACACUCUCCAAAUACGCAAGUGCGAGCGCUCAAGCAAACAACGCGCCCUUCCUCUCCCCUGACGUUCUCAAUAUUUCCUUGCAACGGUGCAGCCUCCUUGAAGCAAGCCAGGAAGAUCUUGACUGUAUGGUCGGUGGAAAAGCGGUGCUCAUCACAGUCUUCUUCUCAAUCAGCGACCUUUGGGCCUUAUCUGUUGUGAAAUUCACGGCGUUCCUCCUCAAAUUGACACUUGCAACCCCAAAGGACUCCUUGCUCUUGAUAAUAGAUGGGCUCGAUUCAUCUGCAGAAAUUACACUGGAGAAGGAUGAUCAAGGCAAAGAGAGGAAGGCAUAUCCGAUGCAUUACCUGCUAGACAUGGUCUUACUGGAGAAGCAGCUUCUAAGUUUAAUGGAUAACAAGCCGGCUUGGGAAAAGCUGCUUGAAGACCAGAGCAGGUUGUUCAGGGUAGCGGGGCAACUCAAGUAUUCCAUCGGUCUUGAGAAUAUCAAGUUCCAAGUGCAUUUAUUCAGGAAGCUAUGAGUGAUAGAACAGGUCAUGGGGCGACGGUCUUACGAUUAGAGUCAAGAAACCGGAGACAUUUAAGCAACCCAAUGCACAUCAAUCCUGGAAUUGCAAGAAGGAGAGUAAGAGGCUGAAAUCGGUGAAGUUGGGGAGGAGUCCCUGAAGCGAUGGUCCACACAUCCAGCAGGGAUGGUACAGAACCCUGCCAGCGAUUCCGAAGUGGGAUGGUGGCAACAGUGAGAUUUCUCGAUAUCUGCCCCCAACUUUUCCCACCACUUUCACUUACCAAGUUGAACACCAAUGCAGAAGUCCCAUGCUUAUCAUAGUUACACAUGCGGUGUGACUUGUAUGUAUCGUGAGCUGGAUGCAUGCGCCAUUCUUCUCGACCUUCGCAAAGGACAGGACUGUUCUUCCAACACGAGAGUUUGUAGUCAGAUUGCCUGAUUUAUACUUU
Molecule: messenger RNA, 1791 nt
Organism: Hyaloscypha bicolor E
Lineage: Eukaryota; Fungi; Ascomycota; Leotiomycetes; Helotiales; Hyaloscyphaceae
Exons: 1
Coding region: 84-1355 (423 amino acids)
Source: RefSeq, a predicted model, not a curated record